Alternaria rosae is the source of this 1964-nucleotide messenger RNA. RefSeq names its product D-3-phosphoglycerate dehydrogenase-like protein. Gene Ontology annotation, molecular function: oxidoreductase activity, acting on the CH-OH group of donors, NAD or NADP as acceptor; NAD binding. Lineage: Eukaryota; Fungi; Ascomycota; Dothideomycetes; Pleosporales; Pleosporaceae. Bases 346 to 1794 code for a protein of 482 amino acids. The transcript is spliced from 2 exons. The record is from RefSeq and is a predicted model, not a curated record.
GAGGCGUCGCGUCAGACGACAUCGAUUGAGUCAAUUGUAGGUGUCACUGUAGGCAAAAUUAGACUCAACCAGUCAUCAAGUACUCGCAAAAAGUGGGGAGCAUCUCAUGUGCGUGUAUUGUUGCUGUCUAUUGCAGCCGCCAGUCAUACUUUGCCGCAACAUCCUAAAACCUGCCCUGCGAUUACCCUGUGAUUCGUUGAGCCUUUCAAAAUUUGGUAGCUGUAGUCAAGAGUCACUGCGUAUUAAUAGUCUAGAUUUCUCCAACAUCAUCCGGAUCAUACAGCCACAUUGAGUUGUCGCAUCCCUCCUCCGAGCCACCUCCGCAACAACCUCCGCGCACCCACCAUGACUCCCGCACAGGACAUUGCCGGCAGCGGCAUCAGCCAACUCGCACGCCAAGUGUCCAACAGCCUCAAUCUCAGCACCAGCCCAAACCUCUCUUUCCACAGCCCGCCCUCCACAUUCCGCCAACCACCCACUGGCAGCUUCAGCAAUCAAGCCAACAACAGCGCGCACGCGCAACAACUCGCCAAACAACUGAAACCGUUCGACACCAAGGACAUUAAGGUCCUACUCCUCGAGAAUGUCAACGAAGCCGGUGUCGAUAUCCUCCGGGGCCAGGGCUACCAGGUCGAGGCGAUCAAAGCCAGUCUUGCAGAAGACCAGCUGAUUGAGAAGAUUCGCGAUGUGCACGUCAUUGGCAUUCGCUCAAAGACAAAGCUCACCAAGAAGGUGCUGGAGGAGGCAAAGAACCUAAUCGUCAUCGGCUGCUUCUGUAUCGGAACAAACCAGGUCGACCUCCAGACUGCCGCCAGCCAGGGUAUCGCCGUCUUCAACUCGCCCUUCAGCAACUCGCGCUCCGUCGCCGAGCUCGUCAUCUCAGAGAUCAUCGCGCUCGCUCGCCAGCUCGCCGACCGCUCUAUGGAACUACACAAUGGCACAUGGAACAAGGUCAGCAAGGGCUGCUGGGAGAUCCGCGGCAAGACGCUGGGUAUAGUCGGAUACGGACACAUUGGCAGCCAACUGAGUGUGCUGGCCGAGUCCAUGGGCAUGAGCGUCAUCUACUACGAUGUCUUGACCACCAUGGGUCUGGGAACAGCGCGACAAGUCGCAUCUUUGGACGACCUCCUCGCACAAGCCGACUUCGUCUCCCUCCACGUUCCGGCUACCUCAGAAACCAAGAACCUGAUCGGCGCAGAGCAAUUCGCAAAAAUGAAGGACGGCAGCUAUCUCAUCAACAACGCGCGUGGCACCGUCGUCGACAUCCCCGCCAUGAUCGAAGCCAGCCGCUCCGGAAAACUCGCCGGCGCCGCCAUCGACGUCUUCCCCAACGAACCCGCCGGCAACGGCGACUACUUCAGCUCCGACCUAAACGCGUGGACAAAGGACCUCGUCGGCCUAAAGAACAUCAUCCUAACCCCGCACAUCGGCGGCAGCACAGAAGAAGCGCAGUCCGCCAUCGGUGUCGAAGUCAGCACAGCACUUGUCCGCUACGUUAACGAGGGCACCACUCUCGGUGCUGUCAACCUGCCUGAAGUCAAUUUGCGCAGCUUGACGCUCGACCAGCCCGACUGCAUGCGUGUUAUUUACAUUCAUAAGAACGUUCCUGGUGUGCUGAGACAGGUCAACGGUAUCUUGCUUCACCACAACAUUGAAAAGCAGAUGAGUGAUUCAAGAGGCGAUGUUGCGUAUCUCAUGGCGGAUAUCAGUGAGGUUAAGGAGGGUGAGAUCAAGGACUUGUUCACGAGUUUGGAGGAACUUUCUUCGUGUAUCCGUACCAGGGUCUUAUACUAGGCGGACAGUCCCUUUCACGAUCGCGUAGAAGAGCGGAAGGAAACACGGUCGCCUCAUCUCGUUGAGCAACAUAAAAACGAUGCGAGGGAUGAUAUGUUGGGUUCGUUACCGCAUAUAAGGGACCUUAAAAAUAUGGGUAGAAGGCUUUCGCACGGCGUCUGAUUUGGUGU